AUGCAGUAUAUCGCUGAUUCAAUCCCUUCACGAUAUUUCUACUUGAUCAGCAACAAGUCAUCAGCAUACGACCAGAUAGUCGCUUUACAGGGACGGUUUAAACCUUCAGCAUACGAGGAACAAUCCUACUGCCUUCGAGCAUACGAGAAGGUGUGCCACGGCCCUAAAAGGUCUCAAGACAUCAAGAAAUGGAUAGAGGACUUUGAGGCCGCAGCAGGAAGCUGUAUUGAAGCAGAAGUACCCAUGAUAUCUCAAUCAGUAUUGGUCCAUACGUUCUUGAAGGCGAUUGCAGAGUUUGAUCGAAUCUAUACAACACCUGAACUGAAGCAGUAUAGAAGCUGUACUGCAGAGGAAAGGGAAACGUUAACUCUCGGCGAAACAAUCGACAAAUAUCUCCUAUAUCUCGCUGAAGAAGGAACGGAUUCAUUUGAAAAAACAAACGUAUUCGCUACUCUUCAAGGAGUCAGUAAUCAGCAGAAGAAUAAAGCCAAAAACAGUGCAAGAUCUCACGAUACUCAACCCUACAUUCCUAUCUGUAUCUGCAAGGCAAAACACCGUUUUUAUGACUGCCCCUACGUCGAUCCACGCCUACAGGAGGCAGGAUGGUUCUCUGACCCCGAAAUCGUGAAACAAUUUGACUCCUGCAGGUCAGGACCUUCAACGCCUACAAGACAAGCGUUACGAAGGCAGGAAAAUAAGAUCAAACAGCGAGAUGGAGAUAGCAAGCCCCCUUCAUUCAUUUGCGCAGUCAUGGCUUUACCUACCAAAGAUAAGGCAACCCAGCAAGACGUCCUUACAGUGAGAAAAAAUGUUACAAAUCAACAAAAUGUCUAUUCAAAUGAAACAGGCAUUUUAACGCUUCGGAAUAGCUUUAUAGCGGACACUGGAGCGGAUACCUACGUUUGCAAUAACCGGAAGAGAUUCAGAGAUUUCCGCCGCGCUGCGCCUGACGAUUAUCUCCGCGCAGGCAACACAGAGAUCAAGAUAGAAGGAUUUGGCACUGUUGACAUCAAUUUGACUGCUCCUAACGGAGAAUCAAGAAUAAUGACACUUCUUGAAACUGCCUAUAUCUCUGAUUUCAUGACGAAUAUAGUGUCGCUCAACCGUACAGCGAAUGCAGGCCUUUACCUGAAUCAGCGCCUCGAGGUGCUUGAAAAUCGCGAAGGCAUCCCGUUUUGCAAAGUUUUCAGAAGAUUCAAACACUGGCUACUAGAGGUGAAGGAGGCCCCUGCAGCAUUCAACACGAUUCAAGAUCGUCAGCAAACUGCAAUUCAAACGCCUCAAGAUAAUGAGAAAGCCCCUACCGACAAGGUCAAACGUCGCAGUGAGAUGCAACGUAUCUCAACGGCUUCAGUAGAGCGUUGGCACCAGCGAAUGGGCUACCUCCACGAUGAAACGAUUCACUACCUACACGAAGCGAUUGAAGGAGUAGAGAUCUCGUUUAAAUCUCGUGAUCCACACUGCGAGACCUGCCUGCUCGCUAAGCCGAUUCGUCAGAUCUCAAGGAGGCCAGUAGAGAGAUCCCCAGACGCCUGGGAUAAGGUCCAUUUUGACCUUAUAAAGGUCAGCUCUGCAUACAACGGUAACCAGUGGAUUGGCAACUUCAUAGAUGACGCUACAGGCUGGAGAAAGGUCUAUACAGCCCCGAAUAAGAAUGCCCUGGUCCCCGAGAUCAAAAGCCUCGUCAAAUGGAUCAAAACCCACUUUAACAAGACCCCUAAGACCUUUGUCUGUAAUAACGAGCAGACGCUCGGACGAGAGUUUAUUCUCUUCUGCAAAGAUGAAGGAAUUACAAUAUUACAUUCGGCUCGCUACACCCCGGAACAGAAUGGCUUCAUAGAGAGAGGCGGAGGAAUCAUAACUUCACGAUCACGGAGUUUAAUGAUUAACUCCCGUUUACCCGUCGAUCUAUGGCCUCAUGCAGUUAAAGCUUCUGUAUACCUGCUUAAUCGCACCCCCACUAAGCGAGGAGAUCAGUGGACGACCCCCUUUGAACGCCUGUAUAGCAAGAAACCCCGCUUGUCAGGACUUCAUCUCUUCGGAUGCAGGGCGUACGUGAGAAUCCACCGGAAAGCGCUCAGCGACAAGAUGACUCCACGAGCCUGGAUAGGCUACCUCGUGGGUUUCACAGCUUCAAAUUUGUGGAAGAUAUGGAGCCCUCAAAAACGCAGAAUUUAUAAAGAAAGAGACGUUAUAUUUAACGAAGAUCGUCUUUACGAUCCAACCGAACCGUUUCUAGAAGAUAUUAUCGCUAAGGAGGUGCCUGUACCUCCAGGAACUAUAGGAAAUCGCUUACCAGCAAGGUUCCUGCAACAAGACGAAGAAUCGAACAUUUCUGACUCUGAUGAUGAAAUUCAAGAGGUUGUGCGAUAUCGUGAGGCUCCAGCUAAGCGAGAUAGUAAGAAUAAUCAGGAAUCAUCUGACCUGCCUACCUUACCAACGCCUGAAACAACACCUGAAGUAAUGCCUGAGCUACCUCAGCAAGAUUUAACUCGUCCAUCCACUCCACCAUCCUACGAAUCGAUUCCUGGAGGAUUCCCUGCCGAAUCGCCUCAAAGGCAACCUACAGAGGCCAGGGAACCCUCGGGAGGUGAAGACAACGAGUUCAAAGAGAGCUGGUCCCCUGGGGAUCAGCUAAACAAUCAGUUAAAUAAAAUGAUGUUAGUCUCUGAUCCUACACCCCCUGAUCCUCGCCCAAGGCAGCGAAAUAAGCGAGAUAGGGAUCACACAGACCUAAACCCGGAAAUCAACGUGAUUACUGGUAGAAGAAAUCGACGACCAGUAGCAAGAUACAACACAGAAGAAUGGAGUGCAAAUUUCAAUACCUACUACACCGUUUUCUGCACGGCGUACGCGAAUACGAUCCCUGAUUAA
Messenger RNA from Aspergillus affinis, 2874 nucleotides. RefSeq names its product GAG-pre-integrase domain-containing protein. The coding region runs from base 1 to 2874 and encodes 957 amino acids. Gene Ontology annotation, molecular function: nucleic acid binding. The record is from RefSeq and is a predicted model, not a curated record. NCBI's taxonomy places the organism in Eukaryota, Fungi, Ascomycota, Eurotiomycetes, Eurotiales, Aspergillaceae. The transcript has a single exon. Gene Ontology annotation, biological process: DNA integration.